Messenger RNA from Prorocentrum cordatum, 252 nucleotides. The record is from the annotation of a GenBank genome assembly. Lineage: Eukaryota; Dinophyceae; Prorocentrales; Prorocentraceae.
GCGCUGCUCUUCGGGCUCUUCUCGGCGCUGUCGCUGCCCCUGGGGGCGCUGCUGGGGCUGGCGCUGCGGCCGAGCGAGCGGGUGGUGGCCAAGUGGAUGGGGCUCGGCGCUGGCUCCCUGGUGUACGCCGUCGCCACCCAACUCUUCGGCAAGACGCUGUUCAAGCUGCUCGCCCGCUCUCCGGACCCGUUCAUGCACGAGGUGGAGUGCGACAAGAUAUGCAAGGGCCUGUGGCGUCAGGUCAACCUGCAG